Nelumbo nucifera (sacred lotus) is the source of this 4368-nucleotide messenger RNA. Its product is annotated as helicase-like transcription factor CHR28. Gene Ontology annotation, molecular function: ATP binding; ATP-dependent activity, acting on DNA. The record is from RefSeq and is a predicted model, not a curated record. Gene Ontology annotation, biological process: DNA repair. NCBI's taxonomy places the organism in Eukaryota, Viridiplantae, Streptophyta, Magnoliopsida, Proteales, Nelumbonaceae. Gene Ontology annotation, cellular component: nucleus.
UGUAGCCCACUCCCUCCUCAGUCCCUGAGGCCUGACUCCCGGUCCUCUCGCACCAUACGCCCAUCUCGCUGCGGCGCAUUCUAGAGAACAGCGUAUCAUGCGCGAAAACCGCGAACAUCCUCCCUGCCUUCGACAUAGCAAGCAGUAGUCCGAAGCCGGUCCUCUCUCUCUCUCUCUCUCUCUGAGGCCACAGUUCUAGCCGUUAUGUCAAUGGUCAAAUUCUAGGGUUCAAGGCGGUUUCUUUUGCCAGAUUUGAAUGCAAAACCAGUCGAGCGAUUCGAUUUUGUUGCCAUUUUUGUCAAUCGACUGAUCUGGAAGAGAAAGGUGGAGUCACUAUUCUCAUCUGACUGGACUUCAGAUCAAUCUUAUCCAAACUUUCAUCCAAGGGGGAACACCAUCUUCUCCCCUGAGAAACCCUAAUUCUCCAUUCAGCAACCUCAUCCUUAUGCAUCCGCAGAGUUUGUGAAGUUUCAUCUCAUUCUUCAGAGCAUAUUUUUCAAGGUGCCAAGAAACGUAGGUUCUAGCACUUUAUUAUCCAGUUAAGUCUUUGCUUCAUCAAUCUGGGGCUUCUUAUUAAAGUGGGUAUGCAGUUGCAGUAGAUGCAGGAGCAUGAGAAUCUUCUUCUUGAUCUCCUUGAGUCUACUCGAAGAUGCUGCUCUUUUCUGAAGGGAUGGAUUUGCAGCUUGAUUUUGAGGCACUGCAUGGUCCCAAUUCAGACUCCAGUCAGCGAUUUUUCUAAGUUUUCCACUGAAAGGAGAAGUCCUUAUUUAGCUUCUAUGGCUUCAGUAGAUCCAAUAGAAAUUAAUUCAUCAGAUAGUGAAGGUGAAGUUCUCCCAGAAAAAGAAACAUCAUUUCCAAGGGGAUCUGCUGCUUCUUCCAUUCCUUGGAAGCUUCCAUCUUGGGCUUCUACCUCCAGCUCUAAUUCACAUGGUUACGGCGAAUCAUCUCAAAAGCUUCUGCUGCCUAGAACAUAUGUUUCUAAUAAAGGGCCUGCAGAACAAUUUUUUCCUAGUUCUAGUGACAAGGGAGUGACAUUGACCCAGCACUUUGGGGAAACAGAUGUUCCCAAGCAUUUGGAAGAGAAUCAGAAUGUGGGUCAGCCAGUUGAUCCAGAAAAGCUUUCAUCCCAAGAAACCUUAAGGAGGAAGCUUCCAGCUUUGCUUCAGUUUUCUGCACCAACUACUAAACCAAAAUUUUCUUUGGAGAAUGGGGAUAGCAGUUGUAUGUCUGAUGCUUAUGGAAGAUCUAAUCAUUCCGUGGGUACAAAUGUAACGGAUUUUAAUAUUUACAUGAAAGACAAUUCAGACAGGGUUGAUGAUGAAAUUGUUAUGUAUGAAAGUAGUGGAAUCAGGGUGCUGCCUUCAUCUUUGGUGCAGGGAAGAUCUGUUAGUAGUACACACUAUGCUUGUUCAAGUAAUCCUGUAUAUGUUUCAGGUUUAGGAGACGAAAAACCUAUGGAGAAUGAUGAGAGACUGAUUUUUCAGGCAGCACUGCAGGAUCUUUCUCAGCCAAAACUAGAGGCUACUCCACCUGAUGGUCUUUUGGCAGUGCCUCUUUUAAGACACCAGAAAAUUGCCUUGGCAUGGAUGCUUCAGAAGGAGUUACCUAAUUAUAACUGUUUAGGUGGAAUUCUAGCAGAUGAUCAGGGCCUUGGUAAGACUGUAUCGAUGAUUGCCCUUAUACAAAUGCAGAGGCAUCAACAGCCAAAAUCAACUUCAGAUGUUCUAUGCAAUCCUGGAACUGAAGCAUUGAGUUUGGAUGAUGAUGAUGACGAUGAUGAUGUUGGCACUUUUGAGCCUGAAAAAUUAAAGUGUAGUGGAGAAUCUGAUGGUGUCAAAAUGAUUUCAGAAGUAAGUACUUCUGUAACUGCCUUUCGAUCAGGAAGGCCAGCGGCAGGCACAUUGGUUGUCUGCCCAGCAAGUGUUCUUCGUCAAUGGGCCAGGGAACUAGAUGAUAAAGUUGCUGAUGGUGCUAAGCUCUCUGUUUUGGUCUAUCAUGGAGGUACUAGGACCAGAGAUCCUGUUGAGUUGGCAAAAUAUGAUGUAGUUCUCACUACUUAUUCUAUUGUAACUAAUGAAGUUCCAAAGCAACCUCUAGUUGAUGACGAAGAAGGUAGUCAAAGAAUUUCUGAAAAGUAUGGACUAUCUUCUGAGUUUGUGAUGAACAAGAAAAGGAAAAUGGCAUCUAAUACUGGUUGUAAGAAGGGAAAGAAGGGUAAGAAAGGAAUUAAUGGUUCGAUUAUUGAUUCAGACAGUGGUCCACUUGCAAGAGUGGUUUGGUCUAGGGUAAUACUGGAUGAAGCUCAAACCAUAAAAAACCACAGAACUCAGGUAUCUAGAGCUUGCAGUGGCCUCCGAGCCAAAAGGAGGUGGUGCUUAUCUGGAACUCCUAUACAAAAUGCAAUUGAUGAUCUGUACAGCUAUUUCAGAUUUUUGAAAUAUGAUCCAUACACUACCUAUAAGACAUUUUGCGAUAAUAUAAAAUAUCAAAUAUCCAAAGAUCCAACCCUUGGUUACAGGAAGCUUCGAGCAAUUCUGAAGCCCAUAUUGUUGCGCCGUACUAAAGGUACACUGAUUGGCGGGGAACCUAUUAUUAACUUACCGCCAAAAGUAGUACUUCUAAAAAAGGUAGAAUUCACUUCUGAGGAGCGGGCCUUCUAUUCCCAGCUUGAAGCAGAUUCAAGGUCACAGUUCAAGGAAUAUGCUGAUGCUGGCACAGUGAACCAAAAUUAUGCAAAUAUUUUAUUGAUGCUUUUGCGUCUUCGUCAGGCUUGUGACCAUCCUUGUCUUGUUAAAGGAUUUCAUUCUGAUUCUGUGGGAAAAGCUUCCUUUGAGAUGGCUAGGAAACUCCCAAGGGAAAUGCUAAUUAAUCUAUUAAAUGUUUUGGAAACUACAAUUUGUAGUGUAUGCAGUGACCUACCUGAGGAUGCUGUUGUUACGAUAUGUGGUCAUGUCUUUUGUUAUCAGUGUGUAUCUGAAUAUUUAACGGGUGAUGAUAACACAUGCCCUGCUCCUCAAUGCAAAGAACAACUUGGUUCUGAUGUUGUAUUUUCUAGAGCUACUUUAAGAAGUUCUAUUUCUGAUGAUCUUGGUAGUUAUUCCAAGAAUGCUUUUGAAGUUGCUGAGAAAUCUGUAGUUCCACAGAAUAUAUAUAGUUCUUCCAAAAUCAGAGCUGCUCUUGAUAUUCUAUUGUCUCAUUGUAAAUUAAAAGAGUCAAGUGCGGAAAUUUAUUCUGAAGGAUGGAGGCAUAAUGAAGUUUCUUUAUCUUCUGAAACUACACACUCGGAGCAGUGCUUCUCUGAGGUUAAUGCUGCAAAACAAAGGGAGAUAGAUUCAAACUCUCGAAGUGAAGGAACAACCAAGGCCAUUGUUUUCUCCCAGUGGACUAGGAUGCUGGACUUACUUGAGAUUUCACUGAAAGAUUCUUUUAUCCAGUACAGAAGACUUGAUGGGACGAUGUCCUUGGCUUUGAGAGACAAGGCUGUGAAAGAUUUCAAUAGUGAUCCAGAGGUGACUGUUAUGCUGAUGUCACUCAAAGCAGGAAACCUUGGCUUAAACAUGGUUGCUGCUUGUCAUGUUAUUCUUCUUGAUCUUUGGUGGAAUCCAACAACAGAAGAUCAGGCUGUUGAUCGGGCGCAUAGAAUUGGGCAGACUCGUCAAGUAACUGUUUCACGUUUAACUGUUAAAGAUACGGUGGAAGAUCGGAUUUUAGCUCUCCAGGAGGAGAAGCGAAAAAUGGUUGCAUCUGCACUUGGAGAAGAUCUAACUGGUGGCUCUGCUACUCGUCUUACAGUGGAUGAUCUUAGAUAUCUAUUUAUGAUCUGAAUGUGGCUGCUCAGAUCUCUUUUUAUAAUACGCCGGUAUUCCCUGUGCACUUUUGUUUAGCUAACAAAAGUCAAUGAAGUCAAACCUAAAUCCAGAUGGUUAAAAUGGAAUGGAUGCUCUGGCUGCAUAUCAUGCCACUCAGCAAGUUGCUUAACCUGGAUGAGGAAAUGCUAAUUAUCGUGAUCUACUGAUAAUUGGUAACUGAUUGAGGCUUAAAAAGCAAUUUUGUUGUUCUGAAUUGAAGAUAUAGUGAAAGAAAAAGAAGACUGACUGUAUAUAGAAAAUCAGUCUUUGGGUUAAUUAUAACCAUUUACUUGUGUAAUACUUUUGUAAACACCAGGUUAGGCAAAAACGAGGGAAAAAUAUGUAGGGAAGAAGCUUAGGACACAAAUACCAAGAUUAAAAAUAAUACUGUUACAUAUUAGUUUCUAUGACUAGCCAGAAUGAAGACCGAUUAAUGGCUUGUAUUUAUGCUACAACAUUAUCUACAACAUCUUCAUAGAUAAAUCUCUGAGUAUAUUAGAAGGCAAUUUUAAGAUGUGCA